This is a messenger RNA of Jatropha curcas, 862 nucleotides long. NCBI's taxonomy places the organism in Eukaryota, Viridiplantae, Streptophyta, Magnoliopsida, Malpighiales, Euphorbiaceae. The record is from RefSeq and is a predicted model, not a curated record.
AUGAUUUUAAAGUCGAACACCAUCCUUGAAGAACAUUCAUCACCGAUUACUGAUGUUCGUUUUAGUCCAAGUAUGCCACAUCUCGCAACAUCUUCAUUCGAUAAAACUGUCAAGGUCUGGGAUACAAAUGAUCCCAAUAAAUCAAUAUGCACAUUUACAGGACAUUCUACUCCUAUCAUGUCAAUAGAUUUCCACCCAUUUAAGGAUGAUCUUAUUUGCUCUUGCGAUGCAGAUAGUGAACUGCGUUACUGGAGUAUUCAAAAUGGUACUUGUCUAAAAAUAUCAAACGGUGGUACAGCCCAAAUAAGAUUUCAGCCGCGUCUAGGGAGGUAUCUUGCUGCUGCUAAUGAGAAUGUUGUAAAUAUCUUUGACGUUGAGACACAGGCUCGUGUGAGUUCAUUUCAGGGACAUUAUGAGCCAAUUGACUCUUUAUGUUGGGAUCCUUCUGGACAGUAUCUAGCGUCUGUAAGUGUGGACUCAGUUAGACUCUGGGGUCUCCAGUCAGGGAGUGUAUUGAAAUGUGUUCAUGUCUUGAGUUGUGUUGGCAACAAAUUUCAGUCCUGUAUUUUCCAUCCUACAGACCCUUCUUUGCUAGUCAUUGGUGGUUACCAGUCCUUGGAGCUCUGGAAUAUGGCUGAGAAAAAGUCUAUGACUCUGCCUGCUCAUGAAGGAUUAAUUAGUGCCUUAGCUGUAUCACCUUCGACAGAGUUGAUUGCUUCUGCUAGCCAUGAUAAGUUUGUCAAGCUUUGGAAGUAACCUAAUCAUACAAUACGCUUUUAAUGUAAAUCCAUAAUUCUCUUAGCAAAAAAUUUUAGUACUUACAAUAUUAAAAAAGUUAUUUUUUCGUUUUUGUUUUAAUUUA